AUGACGAAGCUAUUUUUUUCCGGGCGCAGAAAAAAUGUUCAGACGGGAAUUUCAUCUCAGAUCAAGACAACACAAAUGGAGGCUUUGUUGAAGGAGAUCACGACGGCUACGGACAACUCGGCUACCAAGCUCAAGGAGGAGCAGCAGGCGUACAAUGCUCUGGACGACGACGUCAAGGCCCAGAUCCAGCGGGACUCUCUGUCCUUGCUGGGACUCAAGAAUCACACAAUGCUGGCCUACCUCCAUCACCUGGCGGUUGUGACUCUGGCACAAGUUCAGCGGGUGGAGAAGGAGCAGAAGGACGACGCUCUUGAAAAGGGGCGACAGGCCGCGAUCCAGGGCACCGUCAAGAACCGGGUGGUGCUGGAGAAGGGUAUCAAGGGUCUGGAGAGCAAGGUCAACUACCAGAUUGACAAGAUGCUCAAGGCAUACACACAGGACAAGGAGCGAAAGGCCGAGCGAGAAAAGCAACGGGCUGAGAAGGCGCUUCUUGGCGAAGAGAAGGACGACGACGAUGAGGGCGACAAGGACGAUAGAGACGACGACGAUGAGUCCGAAUCUGAGGACGACAAUCUUGCAUUCAAACCCAACGUUUCCAACCUCACACGAGACAAGAAUGCUCGACCAGUGCGAGAUUCGCGAGGAAAGAAAUCCGAGCAGGACGACGACCGAGAGUCCGCCUCCAACACCAUCUACAGGCCCCCCAAGAUCUCGGCUGUGGCUCCCGAGUCCAAGAGCAUGCGAAAGAGCAAGAAGAAGAACGCCACCAUGGAAGAGUAUCUAAAGUACUCUUCUUCUGCACCCAUGGUCGAGCAGUCUAUUGGUUCGGGUAUUCUGGAGCACGGUCGAGGAGGAGAGAAGACAGACCGAGACCGAAAACGAGAGGAGGAGGUCCAGCGAUACGAAGAAGACAACUUUGUGCGUCUGCCGGGCGCCAACAAGAAAGAACGAUCCAAGCUCAAGAAGGCUCGAGCUGGCGCCUUCUUUGGUGAAGACUGGGGAGUUGGAGGAGAUAUUGGUGAGGCCACUAAGCGAAAGCGGGGCGGCUCGUCCAUGUGGGAAAAGUCCAAGAAGCGACGAUAA
Messenger RNA from Yarrowia lipolytica CLIB122, 1083 nucleotides. RefSeq lists its product as uncharacterized. Gene Ontology annotation, biological process: maturation of SSU-rRNA from tricistronic rRNA transcript (SSU-rRNA, 5.8S rRNA, LSU-rRNA). Gene Ontology annotation, cellular component: nucleolus; small-subunit processome. Lineage: Eukaryota; Fungi; Ascomycota; Dipodascomycetes; Dipodascales. The record is from RefSeq and is a predicted model, not a curated record.